Messenger RNA from Physcomitrium patens, 1825 nucleotides. RefSeq lists its product as uncharacterized. The record is from RefSeq and is a predicted model, not a curated record. Lineage: Eukaryota; Viridiplantae; Streptophyta; Bryopsida; Funariales; Funariaceae.
GAAUUUAUGGAUUAGUUGUCAUUGCUUGACAAGACUCUCGGCGACAAGCUUCGAGAUUGAAUUCGCAGCUCUGUGGUUUAUGAAGCGAUACUACUGAUUGUCAUCGUCGACAGUUGGCAUAGAGAAAAUGCGCUGUUAUCACUUGUUCGGGACUAAAAACCCUAAACCAUGACGACAUUGAGUUAGAGUGGUCACUCUUGAGUUGUCUAUUCGACGAUUACGGUGCUUGUGUGUUGUGCAAUUGCCACGUGAAUUAGCGUGUGAAACAGAAUUUCGUCCUCGACCGUCUCGAAGAUUGAAGGAUAAAUGCUUCCCCUACUACGUAAUCUCAUCGGACCUUCUUUUGUGUUUUUGGAUUUCUGUAGAUUCUGGCGUAUCAAAGCAAAUUUUCUCGGCAGCAUGAUAUCAUUGCCUACAUUUUGUCCAAGUCCACUGAUGCUCAGCUGAACACGCAUCUGAUGUUCACCUAAUGUGAGCUCUCAUAACACUUAAUGAUAAAGGUCGAUUUAUUUUUGCGGAAAGUCCCGUUUCCGUGAGCUUAUUUUCUCGUGCUGAGCCGAGAGUUGUAAGCUGGGAGAUGCAAUCGCCAUAACCAGGACUUCUGUUGGACAUGGCCUUGAUGUUCACCUUACCUCUGUUACUUUUUGACGCACCUACGGCGAGAGAGUUGAGCAAUACAACCAGGGGACAUUGCAAUAUUUCAGGGUGCACCUAUCAGGGCCGACGUAGGAGCAGAUCAUUGCAUAGUUAUCAAACCAGAGAAUGGAAUAGCCCGACCUGGUUUGCAUGCAGUGGUCAUAGAUUCAAUAUUCACAGGGUAGCGAUAGAUAUCGUUCUCAAGCAUGCUAAUGCUUAUGUACGGUUGGGUCAAGGUCUUCAUCUUGUAGUAGGAUCAUGUGAUGGCGAUGGGGACAAAGCAGGCGAGCUAGUUCAAACCGAAGAUGACGAGAGUGAUAGAUAUCGAAAUGAUUUGACUUGGGAUCCAUACUUGGGAGAAGUCACUAUUAGUGAGAAAGUCGAAGAACCUUCUCAGUAUGUGCCGCCCCCACCCGUUUCAGCAGAAGAUGUCUGUGUACGAGAAAAAGUCGAGUCCAUACUGUACACUCUUGAAAAAAUACUACCAGGUCAAUUGAACAAUGAUAAAGCAGAUGUUCUCUGUUCCAUGCUAAGCGAUGCGGUGGAGGUCCAGAACCCUGCUGCCUGCUUUUGUGGACGCAAUAAGUGCUCUGAGUGGCUUCGAGCUCUCAUUCAGGUUCAGGCAUCAGUCAACUUGCAUGAAAUUUAUUAUGAAAAUGAUGUGGAAUUUCCUGAUAAGCGUUGGAUCUAUGCAGUAUGGACAGUGAGUUUUUUGGAGCCUGUACACAUUACUGCAAGCAACCUCAUUGACAAUAUGAGUGAAUCAGAGCCAAUCCAACUAUCUGGGGAAACUGUGUUUGCAAUGGAGAGAUCGGGUCUAGUCUCACGCAUUAGCUCGACAUGGUAUGUUUUACUAGAAGAUGACUGGGUGCAAUUUUCUAAAGCCAAGACUUCACUACAGAAUCUACUUUUAAGAACCUUCUAGUUAUCAAAUUGCCCCCCUAAGUACAUUCUUACUAGGAUCCACGUUGUCUUGUAUGUAAAAAUUGCUUCCUUCCACCUCGCAUGAGAACUGGAGCGCAUAGAUGUUAAUUCUGUACUGUUCUUCAAUCGUGCAUGAGAUGAUUGAAAUAGUGUCACCUAUCAGCUCGGCCUAUUGUGUUGAAUGUUUCAGUCCGGAAACAAUUUUUUCCCAGAAUGGAUUGAAGGGCUUGUUACGAGGAGUACCUUGGAAAUUUUCAACGAUCUA